Molecule: messenger RNA, 1198 nt
Organism: Hevea brasiliensis (rubber tree)
Lineage: Eukaryota; Viridiplantae; Streptophyta; Magnoliopsida; Malpighiales; Euphorbiaceae
Exons: 1
Coding region: 457-1005 (182 amino acids)
Source: RefSeq, a predicted model, not a curated record
UCCUUUUCUGUCAAAAACGCCUCCUUUCGACACCUCUCGCUUUAUUCCGUUUGUCUCUUUCAAAUGAACCCGCAAAAUCCACCCACCCUUGCACAUGCUGUUCUGCUUCCUUUCUCUUUGCCUCUGAUUUUUCUCCCAACACCUGUCCCUUUCCUAUUCUAAUUUCACAUUUUCUCCUCUUGUUUUAGCCUUUAUUAUCUUCAAUCUCAACUGGGUUUUCUUCUAUUUUGUGCUGAUUUCUAUUCCAAUUUCUAGGGUUUUCUGUUUUUCUCUUAACUUCUUUGCCAUUUAUAACCUUCAAUCCCCAACUGGGUCUUUCCUUCUCUUGUAUUAGGAUUAGUUUAAUUUCACUUGUUUCUAUUGCUGGGUGCUCUUAGAUCUCAAAUUUCCUUUCUUGGUAUUAACAUUUUCUCUAUUUUCACUGUUCUGCUUCAUAUAGUUCUUAAUUGCCAAUCAAUGUCACAAGGCUAUGCAAUUGAGCUUUAUUUCGAUCCAGCCCUUGAAAACCAGGUCUUGAAGGCCUGGAACGUGCUAGCUCGACGCCAAAUCAGCACCCAACUCAUCGAAAUCGAGUCUCGCCCUCACAUAACCCUCUAUUCUAGCUCGUUUGUUGAGCCUACUAAACUGGAAUCGAUAGUCAAGACCUUUGCCUCGAAGCAGGAACCAUUACCCUUAUCUCUCUCUGCAAUUGGGGGUCUUCCAAAUGACAACAAUUUCCUCUUUUUAGCCCCUACGCCGUCACUUUCACUUCUUCAAUUUCAUUCUCAGUUGUACGAUGCAUUGAAGAAGGAGGGAAUUGAGAUCAGUGAAGAGUACCGCCCUGACUCCUGGAUUCCUUAUUGUGCAGUGGCUCAAGAUGUGCCAAAGGCAAGGAUAGGAGAGGCAUUUUGUGUUUUGAGAGACUUGAAGUUGCCGGUUACUGGGUAUGCAAUGGAUAUUGGGUUGGUGGAAUUCUCACCAGUUCGUGAAUUAUUCUCAUUUGUCCUUGGCAAUUCAGUAGAAUGAUGAGGUCUUUUAUGGUCUUUUUAUCAUGUGUUUAGAUUUAUAAUUUGAAUGUGUUACAUUUUAAAUGUUUUGGUUCAAUUUUAGGUUUAUAUGAAUGGUGCUAGUUUAGAGCAUGGUAGGGAAUUUGCAUUUGUGUUUAUGGGCAUAAGUUGAUAAUGAUAAAUCUAUUUAUUCAUGUUUAUAUUGUUUUCAA